AUGCUUGCUGCAGGGCUCCUGCGAUUCAGCCUGCGGGUUUCUGGCGGGGUUGCACGCUGUGCAAGCGGCAAUGUGCGCUGGAACGUUGUGAAAGUCGCCGGGGGAUGGCAGGGACGCUGGUCACAAAGCGGCGCGGCCGGAGCCUCUCGGCCGGCGCCAAGAUCGCCCCUUUAUCCUGUUUUGGCCCUAUCUGCUGUUGCAUUCACGCAGUUUGACGAAACAGACGACUCCGAGCAGACGCGGGAAGCGAGAAUGCUCAUAAAAAGCAGAAUGGAGGCCCAGGACAAUCCGCCGGACUCGGUUGUGGGCAAAAUAUUCUGGGCUCUUCGGCAUUACGUCUACGAGCCGGUGCGGGUAUUUUUGCGGUUCGUUCACCUGCUGACCUUGUUUUUGCCGGUGCUGUUCCUGUGUCCAAUUGUGUUCUUUGGAAGCAGCCAUCCAGAUAUAGACUGCGACAGGACAGGUGCUCUGCUGUGGUACAAACUGGUUCGCUAUGCCAUGCAGUGGGCGGGGCCGUCUUUUAUCAAAUUAGGCCAAUGGGCAGGCAGCAGAACUGAUAUUUUCCCUAUGGGCCUGUGUCGCGAGUUUGGCGAAUUGCACUCCAACGCUAAAAAACACGGGUUCUGGCAUACCCAGUGGGUCGUAGAAAAGGUCACUGGCAAGUCCGUUGACGAGGUCUUUGAUUUCAUAGACCACAAACCUUUGGGCAUUGGAGCAAUGGGCCAAGUAUACCGGGCCAGACUGAAGGGUGAGUCUAAUGAAGUUGCUGUCAAAGUGUUACACCCCCAUAUCGACAGCAUGGUUGACCGAGAUCUCGCAAUCAUGAUGUUCUUUGCGAAAAUCAUCAACGUGCUUCCGACAAUGGAGUGGCUAUCGCUUCCUGGAGAAGUCGAGACGUUCAGUACAAUUAUGAGAUCCCAACUUGACUUGCGAAUCGAGUCUGAAAAUCUCCGUAUUUUCCUGCACAAUUUUGAGAACUAUCCUGCAGUGUCUUUCCCCAGGCCUUAUCCAGAAUUAACUACUCGGAUGCUGCUUGUUGAGGAGCUGGUACAUGGUGUACCCAUGUCCAAGAUCCUUGAGUUUUGCCAGCAUUCUAGUAUGGACCGAAGACUGGCUCUGGUUGGAUUGAAUGCGUUCUUCAAAAUGCUGCUGCUUGACAAUUUCACUCAUUCCGAUCUUCAUCCCGGAAACAUUAUUGUGCAGUACACGUCGCCUAAAGGUGAUUUCGAAACAGCGAAUGAGCGACUGAAGAAGGCAAAGACCAAGGCAGAAUGGUCCCAAGUCAUGCGAGAGCUCGAGGACAAAGGUUACGAACCACACAUUUGCUUCAUUGAUGCUGGUCUCGUUACAGAACUCACAACAAAGAAUCUGCGUAACUUUAUCGAUCUGUUCCGAGCCGUGGCUACUUUUGACGGCUACAGAGUCGGAGAGCUCAUGGUUGAACGCUCUCGCACCCCCGAAACAGCUAUUGAUCCAGAAGUGUUUGCCCUCCGCGCUCAAAAGCUCGUGGACGAACUCAAGACCAAAACUUUUGCUCUAGGCAGUCUAUCGCUGGGCGAACUUCUGGGCUCCAUGAUGGAUAUGGUUCGCCGGCAUCACGUGCGAAUGGAAUCCGAUUUCAUCACCAUUGUUUUGAGCAACCUACUUAUCGAAGGCAUAGGUCGUCAACUGGAUCCCAGUCUUGAUCUUUUCGAGUACGCACAGCCGGUCCUACGCCAAGUUAGCACUCAAGGACACCUUAGCAAAGAGGACUUUGUUCAAAUGACCAAGGUGUGGGUGGUCGUCGAGGUUCGACGAUUCAUUCAGGCCAGUAUCCAACAAAUCCACAACUGCGUCAAAUACGACCGCUUUUCUCCAAACGUAUAA
Molecule: messenger RNA, 1866 nt
Organism: Wickerhamiella sorbophila
Lineage: Eukaryota; Fungi; Ascomycota; Dipodascomycetes; Dipodascales; Trichomonascaceae
Exons: 1
Coding region: 1-1866 (621 amino acids)
Biological process (GO): protein phosphorylation
Cellular component (GO): mitochondrion
Molecular function (GO): ATP binding; protein kinase activity
Source: RefSeq, a predicted model, not a curated record